This is a messenger RNA of Eruca vesicaria subsp. sativa (arugula), 633 nucleotides long. The record is from the annotation of a GenBank genome assembly. NCBI's taxonomy places the organism in Eukaryota, Viridiplantae, Streptophyta, Magnoliopsida, Brassicales, Brassicaceae.
AUGGUGCUUAAAAAGGCUUAUGAGCUUUCUGUGCUUUGUGAUGCUGAGAUUGCUCUUCUCAUUUUCUCUAACCGCUCUACGAGUUCUGCAGCAGCCUUAGGUAACAAAAUCUUUAACAUUUCACUCUCAUCUCCUCCAAAGUUUCUAUAUUUACUGACCCUUUUCAGACAUAUGUUUGCUAAUGACUUUUUGGGUGGUAAUCGUGAGCAGUUGAAGCCUGGUAGUGCUAUUCCUGAAAAGGGAAAGAAAAUUACUCUCUCUGUGAAGAACAUCGCUGACCUUAGCCGAGAUGUUAUUAAGUCAGACACUGCAGGCGUGAACAUUCCAGAACUUGAUCUGGAGUUAGCUGGUGGUACGCUUGGUGGAAUGGUAACAACUGUUGAAGGGUUGGUCACGCAGAUCAGAGAAAGCCUAGCGAGAGUUCACGGGUUCACAUUUGGUGAUAGUCUAGAUGAGAGUAAGAAGAACAAAUGGAAAGAAUUUGGAGCCAGGAUAACUAAGCUCCUGAGCUUAGAAGAGCCAUGGACUUUGAUCCUCGAUGAUGAAUUAGCAAACUCCUUUAUUUCACCAGUAACAGAUGAUAUCAAAGAUGAUAAUCAACUUACAUUUAAUUUGUCGAACACAAAGAAGUAA